ACGAGCCAGGCGGCGCGCACAGCAGGGCAUUCCAGCGCGGCGCGCAAGUGUCGCAGGGCAGUGGUGCGGAGAAAAGUGUGUGAAGAGUGUGUCGUGGCUGGCCAGCGGCUAGCCGAGGGCAGGCCUACCCGAUUAGUCAUGCCUCCUGCCCCGGCCCUCCUCGUCCAGAGCAACUCUUCUCGGACCGUAAAACAAACACAAAUCUCAUCCUCCGCGCCGUCGCCAGCACAUCUUCUCCCCCUCGUGCUCUUCCCAGCCUGCCCAGCACUCUAGCUCUCGGAAUCCUCAGUUGCCGGCGGCGCAUCCCGGGCAUCUCACCACCAACAUGUGCCCCUUCACUUCAUUGCCGGCCGGCGAGGGCCCCAACAGCUUCUCGCCUGCGUCCGUCAAGGACUGGCAGCCGCGGAGGAAAUCCGUCUCCAACGCCUGCGAACGAUGCCGACGGAGGAAGAUACGCUGCGACGGCGACACGCCAUGUGCAACAUGCAAGCGUUUCUCACUGCAAUGUGUUCGGACACAGAAACCGCGCGAAGUAGUCGCAUCGGAACACCAAGCUGCAUUGGAGAAUCGAAUACACCAGCUGGAAGCCCAGCUGGCACGUCAUGUAAAUGCGCCUAUGCACGGCAUGGAGUCCAUUGACCAAAACCUCAUGGCGGCCACACCACCCAGCUUUGACUGGCAGAGCCCACCACCAUUGACGGUGGACACCCAGUUUGCCAGCCCAUUCAGUCCCGACAAUGAGCUGGACCUGGGUAGCUUUUCGGCGGGCACGGCGAGCAGCAUACCGUCCAUCGCAAUCACCGAAUGUGAGCAUAUCCCCAAUGUGGCAUCGCCAGAUUCUCCAGUACCUUCAUUCUGGUCAGGUACCACACGAGCCUCAUCUCCCGAGAUGCCACCGACGUCCGCGCCCCAGUAUCCCCCGAGUGCGGCGUUUCCGCCCGGCGGCAAAUCCUUCACCCCGUCUCCGGGUCCGCCGCAUACGGCGCCGUCCUGGGAGUUCAUGGCGCAAGGCCAGGCCGCUCAGCUGAAGCCCGAAUCAUCACAGAGCGCGCACCCCUCUCGAAGAACUUCCAUAUCUUCAAACUCCUUGGAAAGCGAGGAGCAAGAUGACGACGACGAGGAUGUCGACAUGCUGCCGCUCGCCCCAGCCCCUCGUCUACCACGCCAGGGUAUCUUCGCCGCGCAUGCCGAAAGCCCACCACCGGGCCAGUCUCGCACAAGCUCGAGCUACACAGAUAGAAGCAGAGCAAUGACGGUCACCCCGUUUCCGAGCCGGUUCGAAGCCGAAACCCUGACGUCGGAAUUCGUCCAGCAUCUCGAAUCGCUGGAGCACAAGGCCUACGCCAUCGCCCCCGGCCUUUUCAGCCGCUUCUGCGAGGCCGUGUAUCCCGACCCGAAGAAACGAGGCAUGUCCGUUGACAUCUCCGUCUCCACGCCGAUGGCGCGCUUCCACGUCUUCAUGGCCAUGGCCAUUGGCAUGAAGGUGCGCAUCAAAGACACGCCUGAGAGCACCAACUCAUUGCUCGACACGUGCUACGAGCUGGCCAUGCAGCAGGCCUCUUCCACAACGUUCUGGCAGGAAAAUGGCGGCAUCGAGGCGGCCCAGCUUCUAUCCAUCUUCGCUUCCAUCCGAAAAGAGCCGUUUGCGCCGAAGCCUCUCCAGCCGUCUUUCUCGUGGUGACAGUCACUGCUCGCUCCGGGAGAAGCCAGUCGUAACAGCGUUCGCGUCGUCUCGUUCUGCUCUUGUACAUCCAUACGCAACAUUUUUCGCAUCGUCUUUCGUGUAUAUAUAUGCCAGUUACGACAUCGCAAUAGACUCGAU
Messenger RNA from Trematosphaeria pertusa, 1822 nucleotides. RefSeq lists its product as uncharacterized. The record is from RefSeq and is a predicted model, not a curated record. The coding region runs from base 326 to 1681 and encodes 451 amino acids. The transcript is spliced from 3 exons. Gene Ontology annotation, molecular function: zinc ion binding; DNA-binding transcription factor activity, RNA polymerase II-specific; sequence-specific DNA binding. Lineage: Eukaryota; Fungi; Ascomycota; Dothideomycetes; Pleosporales; Trematosphaeriaceae. Gene Ontology annotation, biological process: positive regulation of transcription by RNA polymerase II.